Molecule: messenger RNA, 1869 nt
Organism: Tetrahymena thermophila SB210
Lineage: Eukaryota; Ciliophora; Oligohymenophorea; Hymenostomatida; Tetrahymenidae
Product: kinase domain protein
Exons: 21
Molecular function (GO): protein binding
Source: RefSeq, a predicted model, not a curated record
AUGCAAGAUUUUAUUCCUAGAUUAAUUUAAUCUAAAAAUCUUUAGAAUCUUAAAAUAUUUUUGCUGGAAAAUUAGCUUGGUGAUGAAGGAAUUGAAUGCUUAGCAAGUGGAUUAACUUAAUUAAAAUAGCUUUAAUAUUUAGAUAUUGAUAUUGGGCGAAACUAGAUAAAUGAUUAAGGAGCUAUUUUUUUAGGGAAAAGUUUAAUCAACUUAGAUAAUCUGAAUACUCUUAAAAUUAGUUUUGCAGUUCGAAAUUUCAUCAAAUCAGAGGGAGUUUAAGGAUUAGGAUAUGGAAUAGGGCUUUGUAAAAACCUUAAAAAUUUAGAUAUAAAUUUAAAAUUUAAUAGUAUAGGAGAGUCUGGUGCUUUAUUAUUGGGAUAAGGGAUUGGUAAAUCCUAAACUUUGGAAAGUAUAAUAAUCGAUUUAACUGCAAAUUAAAUAGGAGACAUAGGUCUAUCAGGUUUAUCAAGCUAAAUUGCUGAGCUAAAUACAUUAAAAAAUUUAAUUCUUUAUUUGCAAAUAAAUAAAAUAACUUUAGUUGAGUGCUCUGAAUUUGGUUUAAAUUUGAGUUAAUGUCUUAGUCUAAGCAAUUUAGAAUUGCAUUUAGAUCAAAGUAAUAUUUGCAAUGAAGGAGCAACCUUUAUAGGAUUAGGCUUAGGUUAAUCUUAAAGUUUAGUUAACUUAACUCUUAAUUUGAAGGAAUGUAAUAUCAAAGAGUCAGGUGGAUCAAGCUUAGGAAAAGGAAUAGGUUAGUGUAGUAAUCUUUAAAUAUUAAACUUAAACUUAAGUAGGAAUAUUAUUGGAAAUGAAGGAGUAUAAGGCAUUGGUAUAGGACUGAGCUUAUGCCAAAAAUUAACACAUUUAGAUAUAGAUUUAAGAGAAAAUAAUAUAGGAAGUGAUGGUGCUACUAUUUUUAGUGAGGGCUUAGGAUAAUGCAAAAAUCUUGAAAAUUUAACAUUGAGUUUAUAUCGUAAUCAAAUUGGAGAUACAGGAGCUAAAAAUUUAGGGAUAGGAUUAAAGCAGUACCAAAGAUUAGUCUAAGCAGUAUUAAACUUAAGCUAUAAUUAAAUAACUGGAUAAGGAGCAUUUGGCUUAAGCGAUGGAUUGAAAUAUUGCUCUAACUUAAAAGAUUUAACUAUAAGUUUGUAUCAUAACUAGAUAGAAAAUGAUGGAGCCUCUCAAUUUGGAAAUAACCUUGGUUAAUGCUAAAAUCUUACAAUUUUAAAUUUAAACUUGAGUAGAAACUCAAUUGGUGAUAAAGGAAUCCUUGGUUUUAGCUUAGGAAUUGGUUAAUCAAAAUAGCUAAAUACAUUUAUCUUAGACAUUUAGUUUAGUAAUAUAGAAUCUUAAGGGGCAUUCGAUUUAUUUAAUGGAUUAUCAAAUUGCUAAAAUCUACAAACUUUAUCUCUUUAAUUGACAUCGAACAAGAUAUCUGAUUAAGGUGUAACUGACAUAUCUAGAGUUUUGGUAAACUACUAAAACUUAAAGUCCUUGAAUUUAGGUUUAAGAGAUAACAAAAUAACUGGAUAAGGUACUUCUAAGUUGGCAUUUGCAAUCUUAGAAUGCAAAAAUCUUUAAGAACUGACUCUUAACUUAAUGUUAAAUAAAAUUGAUAAAUAAGGUAUUUCCAGUUUGUCUUUAGCAUUAUAAGAAAAUAUUAGCUUGUCUUAUUUAGAUGUUAAUUUGAACUCUUGCUUAAUUUCUAGCUAAAAUAUCGUUAAUUUUGCAUAAAAUAUAGCAUAGAUAAAGAACUUAAAAAUAUUAAAUAUUGAUUUAAGCAAUAAUAAGAUAAAUAAAGAAAAUUCAAAACAGAUGUAAAAGAUUCUAAAGAAAGCAAAAUGGUUAAUGAAUUUCAAAUUAGUUCUUUGA